AUGCCAACACAAUUUUCAUCACCGCGCGCUGCUAUCUACGUGGAAUUGGCACGAAAAAAGAUGUGCACGAAGCGAUCAAGUGGUAUCGUAAAGGAAUGCGUAAAUCUAUCACCUUUGGGGUUAGUAACGUCGCGACAAAAAAAGGAAAAGUUGCCACCACCCGAGAUUUCGGAAUUCCUCCAUUCCAGCGAAGAAAAUGACAACUGUCACGUUGCCCCUGAAGAACGAGGACCAACCACAGUCACGGAACAGAAAAGUGCCGUCAUCAACGGAAAUACAAGCAUCCAGCAAAAUCCGUCGAACCCGACCUUAUAA
Ambispora gerdemannii is the source of this 315-nucleotide messenger RNA. The record is from the annotation of a GenBank genome assembly. Lineage: Eukaryota; Fungi; Glomeromycota; Glomeromycetes; Archaeosporales; Ambisporaceae.